CCUAGCUUUGCUUAAAUAUGAGACUCCAGUACUAUAUUGGAGCCAUUUUUUAAGUGUUCGAAACAUAAGACGGUAAACCAUAUAUUAUUACACAAGAGGAGAAAAAAUUUCCUCAUGAUUUAAGACGUUCCGGGCACAUACUUGAAAGGUUGACGGCGACUUUUCUAUCUUUUCUCUAUUCUCCCCCCUUCCUUUCUUCUCCAUUUGAUUCCUUUUUUCUAAUUCAUUCCACCUCCCUCCCUCUCUCCAUAUAUUGCAACUGUGCAUGACGAGACUAAGCUUUGCAGCCCCCCUUCAUAAAGUUCUAAAAGCAACGCGUCCUUUCCAACACUCACUCACCAAAACCCUAAUUUUCUCUUCUCUCUCCCCUCCUCCUUCUAAUUCAUGCUCAAUUCUCACGGACGAUUCCAAUCCACCACUCCACGGCGGAUCGUCCUGAUCGAUUCUCAUGGACGACAACAACGAAAAACGCGAUCCACUAACCACGACCGAGUUCACGACUCAGUCCACCUGGCCUCCGGGCUCCGACAGCGUCUACUUCUUCAGUACCACCCACGACAGAGACAGCAACAUACUCAGCAACUUCGGCUGGAACUUCAACCCGGACGCCUCCAAACCCGAUGAAGUCUUCCCCUGCCUCGACCCCAUCGCCGCCGCCGACGACAUGUCCGAUUUGGCGGGAAAUACUAGCAGUAGUCCUCUUGUUUUGGAGAACAGCAGCAGCAGUAGCAGCCCCGCCUUUCGGAGCUCCGACCUGGCCCCGGUUCUCGGAUCCGCUUCGACCAAUCAGUCCGCGUCUACGAGCUCCAGCGAGGAUCCUCCCGAGAGGUCUGCAGGCUCCGGCGGCAAACCACCGCCCGAAAUACAGAGUAAGGUUAAAAAGAAGGGGCCGAAGAGAAUCCGGCAGCAACGAUUCGCAUUCGUGACAAAGAGUGAAGUUGAUCAUCUGGAGGAUGGCUACCGUUGGCGGAAAUAUGGUCAGAAGGCUGUUAAAAAUAGUCCAUUUCCAAGGAGCUAUUAUCGCUGCACAAAUACCAAAUGCACUGUGAAGAAACGAGUUGAGCGUUCCUCUGAAGAUCCCACAACUGUAAUUACCACAUAUGAAGGCCAACACUGUCAUCAUACCGUUGCAUUCCCUCGUGGGGGAGUCAUUGGUCAUGAAUCUAGCUUUGCAGGCCACCAGUUGGCUCAGCUGUCUCCAGCCUCACAGUUUAUGUAUUAUCCAACAAUUCGACCCAGAGAAAUAACUAGUCCUAUUAAUUUGACCCCAACGGCGUCGCACCAAGCAGUAGUCCCGCGUCAUGACGAUGAUCAAGCUGCAGGAGGAUCAUCCCACUUCAUUGAUCCUCAGCCAACCCCACCUCUUCCUACCGAUGAAGGGCUUCUUGGAGACAUUGUACCUCUUGGAAUGCGAAAUCGAUGACGACUGGAGUAAAAGGGUAAUAAUACACCAAUAUUUCACUUGAAUUAUUUAACUAUUUAAUGUAUAUAAUGAAGAUGGUACUUUCUAGUUAUAGGAUAAUGUUAUUCACACACUCAUUUUUACCUCACACACACCCUUAUUAAUCUUUUGUCAUUGAUCUGCUUCAAUUCAUUCAAUUCACUAGCCGGAAAUUGAGAGUGGUGUGUAAGAAGUAAAAAUAGAUAUGUGAAUAGUACUAUCCAAUUUAUAAUGCCUAGGAGAAUAACUUUCAUAAUAUAAGACGUUAUAAUGGUAGUGUACUCGUGGAGGUUGCUCUCUUAUUAUAAAGGUUCAUAACCUGACGUUUGUACUUACUUCUUAACAAUCAUCUAGCUAGCUUAUUAGGUUGAACACACGCAGAUAUAUAUUAAUCACCAGAAUGUAGGCAAUAGUACUGUUGGUUUGAAAACCCUAGAAGUUGAAAGGAUGGUGAAGACUAAGAAUUAUAGCAACUUAAUUAUAUAAUAAUUUCGAUUUCUGGAGAAGUUACUUUAGGCGCAUGAUUGGAAGAAUGUAGCUUUUUAAUUCCGAAAUCUUCUGAAAUCUGUGGAAUUAAUUAAAGUAGAGGUGUUUUCCUUUUUAAUUAAAAAACACAAGCGUGAAGUAUAAUUGAGUGGUUCUUAUUCUAUAUGACUAGUAUAUACAUAUAAUUUUGUGUAUCUAAUUGUUUCCUUGUGGCUUUUUAUGCACCACUAUCAACAUCAUGUACUUCUCAUUGGCUACGAACUUAUCUGCUACGCUUGGGAUCUUUUGCUAGGUUGCUAGGUUGUUGACUAUAUUUUAUCUUUUGAUUAUUGCAUGCCAACUUUAAUUUCUCUUUCAGCCAAAGCAAGUUAAAGGAAGCUCUAAGACGUGAUAAUUCAUUUUACUUUUUUUUCCUUGUGGGGAUUUGGAUUGAUUUCAUCAUCUGCAUAUUUGCAAUCCAUAUCUGCUCAUGCGAAAGUUAUAACUGUUAUUCUUGGAAACCUCUGACGUUAUUACGAUCUCUGACAGCAAAAAUUCAUUUCUCAAAACAUUUUUUUAGAAAAAAAUAUUAAAGUGGAUGUCAAAUCAUCAAGCAUGUGAGUUGAAAAAUUAACGAGACGUUUUUUACAUUAAUUUUGUUUUCAAGUUCAGUUUUCAAAACUUGACUUGAUUUUGUGUGUUUAGUUAUGUUUUCAAUUUUUUUAAACGAAAAACUUGUUUAGUAAUUAUUUUUCAAUUCAGAAAAUUGAGGGAGGGGGAGCAGUGGGAAUCGAACCAGCACUAGGGUGCGCACAUGAUUGUUUUCCGCCACUAUGGUAAAGUCGCCAUCUACAUAAAAAGCUACUUCUUUCAGCUUUCAAAACUUAGCUUCAUUUUGGUUUUUAGUUUUCAAUUGGUUUAAAAACUAAAAAGAGUUUUCAAUUGAUCUAAAAACUAAAAAGAGUUAAUUACCAAACGGUUUCCAGUAUUUUGUUUUCACAAAAAUAUAAAAGUUAAAAACUGAAAUGAUUAUCAAAUAGUACAAGAGGUGGUAUGCAAUCUAAGAUUAAUUUAUGCAUUCAUGAUAUAUGCCUCAAGUAAAAAUAAGGGGUAGAAACUGUGUAUUUAUAUAUUUUAUAUAGAUCAAAAUAUGCGUCAACUGAGAAUUUGGGAUUGAUCAAAAUAUUUUAGAAAGGAAAAGGGGAAAAAGCUUACAAAAGAAGAACGGCGUAUAAUUCUCAUUCAUAAUGGCUGCAGUACAAACACGCAAAAGCCUGUAUUGUCCAUGAGAUAUGCAAAUUGUAUUUUCGUUGAUUCUAAUCAUGGUUUAAUUAGUAGAUAGUACCUACUUAAUUAACGCAAAUCUUUGUUGUGUAGGUGGGAUAUAUAUGUAGCAUUAAUAUUGUUAAAGCUUGGUUAACGUAUCUGCAGGCCACGCAUGCAUGCGGAUAUAUUGCAGGCUUGACUAGCAGGUGCACGUAGUAUCUUCAGCUUCUUAACUAGUAUAUAUUAAGCUCUGUAUGUAAUUAACAGAAUGUACCUCUUGACUUAGACUUUUUCCUUUUGUACAUCUAAUUGAACAUCCUAAGGAAAUUCAUUCACAACGUUAAUUGCGAUA
Molecule: messenger RNA, 3524 nt
Organism: Pyrus x bretschneideri (Chinese white pear)
Lineage: Eukaryota; Viridiplantae; Streptophyta; Magnoliopsida; Rosales; Rosaceae
Product: probable WRKY transcription factor 57
Exons: 3
Coding region: 449-1423 (324 amino acids)
Biological process (GO): regulation of DNA-templated transcription
Molecular function (GO): DNA-binding transcription factor activity; sequence-specific DNA binding
Source: RefSeq, a predicted model, not a curated record